Pimephales promelas (fathead minnow) is the source of this 2132-nucleotide messenger RNA. The record is from RefSeq and is a predicted model, not a curated record. Lineage: Eukaryota; Metazoa; Chordata; Actinopteri; Cypriniformes; Leuciscidae.
CAUGCAUUUCUGCUCUUUGGAAAGUUUAGUAGUAUCGGUUUUGUGAUGAGAGCAUUUGGAUUCGUGUUUUUGAGAGAGUUUAUGUUUGGUUGUAAGUUCGUUUUGCGAGUGUAUUAGCCAGAUUCAUGUCACCUGAAUCAUGACUGAGGCACAGAGAAGCACGGAGAACUGCAGAGGUUUGAAGAACGAAGAUGGGUAUGAAAUCUCCAUCCCCUGUGAGGACAACACCCUGGACGAGUCUGGUUUCUAUAAUCAAAGUGACCACACCUUCGAUGAGUCGGCCUCAGGUCAGGUUCUUCCGUGCAGUCCGUACUUUCUGAUUACCAGCCUCCGAGCACAACUGCAGAUUUCUCUGGAAAAGAACUCCUGGCUCCAAAAACGCAUCGAAGAUCUGGAGGAGGAGAGGGACUUCCUGCGCUGCCAACUAGACCGAUUCAUUUUCAACACCAAGAGUCAGGAGAGCAAUGGCUCAAUGGGGAAAGAAACUGAAGCCGAGGCCCUGCAGCAACACACCAGUCAGAAGCAGCCCACCAAUCUGAAGCCCUCCUCCCGGAAAACACCCACUCCUUCAUCACCCAUGAUGACACGCUCUGGAAAAAUCCCUGCACGCUACCAGAAGCGCAGCAGAAAACACAAUCAAGAAGCAGAGGAGGUGAUAGAGGAGGAAGAGUAUACAGCGGAGGAAGAUUAUGUGGAGGAGCAGGUUGUUACAGAUGACGAUGGUGAUGAUUCAGAUAAUAAAAGCUUACAGAAGAACCGUUCAGGCAGGCUGAGUGGCCAGACGAGAGUGAAAAGACGACGCGUUUUUCGCUUUGCGCGAAGCAUGGAAAGACAAAGAGUCAAAGACCCUGCCGGUGUUCUGCUUCGCUACAAUAAGAUCCUUGUGACUUAUCAGAAGUUGAAGAGCAUGUCUAGAGCAUUCCAGGUCCAUGGGGUUGACCGAAACACAGUGGCCUCCACCACUCCUAUAGCUGAAAUGCUUUUGGUCGCUCCUGAGAAGGUAUCUGAGGUUGGGGAGUUUGAUUCGUCCAAAGAGAAGCUUCUGGAUUAUGCGAGGCGCUGCUAUAAAGCUCUUGAUGAGGACGCUCACGCUAAGGUGCAGGCCUUGAAGAAGAACAACUUCUUGCUGCCCAUUUCAUACAGGUUCAGGCACUGAAUAUUGCCCCCCCACCCCCACCCCCCACCCAAGCGUUGUCCAAACCACAGUCUGUCCCUGUACAUGUUGGUAAUUAUUCAGUAUGAGAAUUGCAGGUUGAGUAAGCAUUUGGUUCAAUAAUGUACAGUUUUGAAAGUUUAAGAGAAAGUUUUUGGUGAAAACAAAAGGGAGAAGAACAUUUGUGAGGUAAUUAGUCAGCCACUGUAUUUAAAAGGUUGUCUGUCUUUAUUUAGUUUUUCUGUUAGAAAAUCUCACCCCUUAAAUAUAAAGGACUUGUCUUGUUUGAGUUGAUAAGUUGGAUCACAUAAGGUACCUCUUUAAUAUCCUGACCCUUGUGAUCACAUUUGGACAAUAUGAGUCAGGAUAAAGAUUAUUGAAUACAAAUAAAAUUCUCAGCCUGCAACCAUCUAAAAAAAAAAAUGGCGUUCCUAAAUCUUCAUUCUUUCUUUCUUCAACUUUUCCUUACUAAUACGUUUUGCUAUCAAAUGGUAGCAAAAACAGAAUAGUAGCUAUGCUGUGUUCUGCAUCUGUUAAUCAUUGAAAUCUCUUGGGAAGAAAUGUGUUGAUGCCUUAUUAAAAUCAGUACUAAUUGUUUCUGUAAUUGACAAAUGGGUAAAGUUAAUUAUGUAUAUAUACACAAGGUAUUUGAUAUCAGAAACUUUCUUUACAUUUGUGCAAUUUUGUACACUUUUGGGUGCCAAUGUGACUCAGAAGAUUAUAAAGCAAUCCAUAAAUUUCAAAGAUUGUUUAUUGAUUUAAAAUAUAAUUUAUGAGAAAAGGGCUUGUUCAUUACUCUGUUAACUAGUUCAUAACCCUCCUUUGUUGUGCCUGUAUUAUAUUAAAGCUAAUGCUAACAACUUUGCAACAUCCGUUUAAUGGCUUAAAUGGUGUUUUGUUGUUGUGAUGAUCUAUUAUUUUUGUCUUAUGACUUUAUUUCAAAACUGUACCCUGCUGUUAUUAAACAUCUCUCCAAUAU